This is a messenger RNA of Musa acuminata AAA Group (dessert banana), 1286 nucleotides long. RefSeq lists its product as uncharacterized. NCBI's taxonomy places the organism in Eukaryota, Viridiplantae, Streptophyta, Magnoliopsida, Zingiberales, Musaceae. Bases 50 to 1057 code for a protein of 335 amino acids. The record is from RefSeq and is a predicted model, not a curated record. The transcript is spliced from 8 exons.
UUUGUCUUCUUUUUUGGAGUUUUGGAUAGUAUCGUUUUGUGACUAUUGCAUGUCAGCAAAAAGUGGCUCUUCAUUCAAUCUUUCGGCAGUAGGAAAAGACUUCAGCCUUGUAUCUCCUCACAAGGAUAGAAGUCUGUUUGAUCUACCUUCUUGGUCUUUCUCACAAAAAGAAGACUUGCGGGACAUCAUAAGUUCAUCAAGCGAGGAGUCCUGCUCAUCUACUGCAGUGGGGAAAGGUAAAAGUUAUGACAUACUAUCACACUUAACACAAUUGAAAGAAAGCAAGAAAAUCCACUCAGAUGAUCUGGAUAUAAGCUUAGUGAAUCUGAAAGGACGCAAGAAAAACCACAUGGAUGAGCUGGAUAUGAACAUAGAUGCAUCAUCUCCAGUUCAGAGAAUUCCAGAUCCUGACUGCAUUUUCCCCUUCAAGGAGGACUUUCCUUCAGUACUGAGUCCCAGGACAGACUUCACAUGGGGAAGAUCUAAAUCAAACAUACCUGUUGACCAUGAAAGUUUUUAUGACUUCAACUUUGAGAACAAUAUAUCAGGAGAGCUAUCAGGUUUUGCCUUUCAGCCCCAGAAGCCUCACGCACAUACCCAGAUGUCAGAAGGUUGUUUACCAUAUUCAUUUUCUGCUGGGGACAGUCAACAUGACACUCAAUUGUCUGAUUCAGUGAGGCAAAGGAAUGCUAGCAAGACCAGUGGAGAAUCAGAAGGAAUUUCAAUAAAUCUAGAAAACAAGAUCCUUAGUGAAAAAUCUUUGUAUUCACUAAGCGAAAGAGAGAAUAACAAUGAGGCACCAAGUGAACGUCUAGAACUGAACAAGAGGAAAGCAUCAUCCUGCAGCUCCAAGGCCUAUGAUCCUCCUGAAGAAGCUGAGGUUCCAUGGAAAACCAAGGAAGUUUCUGAACUUCAGACUUACAUUAAUGACAAAGUUUCUCUGGAUCCUUCAGAUAUCAGAAACAAAGAGUCUCUUAAAGAUAAUUUGGGAUCCGAAGUGACAUUGUUGGAAGCAUUCCAGGUGAGGUCUCUGAUAUGUCUUACCAAGUUCUGCUAGAAAGAUAUGUUCUUCGACUUCUCUGUGUACAAAAGGUGCUUCUUGAAGCAUGACAAAGUAAUACUGGGAUGCAGUGAAGAAUAAUUUUCAUUCCCCAGAUCAAGUAAACUGACCCCUGUAUGAUAGGAUUGGAUAUAACCGAAAAAAAAAAUGUACUCUUCUGUAAUUGAGGGCAAGGAUCUCUCUGAACAACAAGGAGCGGAGACAGCAGUGAAGUUUAAUAGUUUUA